AUGUCAAAUGGUACUGUUUUCAUUCAUCGUAUCGAACGUGAACAAAUUAUUGGCCACCAGUAUUACAUCAAAAAUUGUCUACGAUCUCGCGUCGAUGAAAUCAAGCAUCAAAGAUUCUCAUAUGAGACCGGUGGUAUUAAAAUUCACUACGAUAAUGGAAAACCAAAUAUUCAUAAAGAUAUGUUCAAAUAUGUUGAAUUUGAAGGUCUCACAGUAGUACCACAUUCACCUAAUUCUUCAGAUUUAGCAACCUGUGACUUGUGGUUAUUUGACUUAAUCAAAGAAACGCUGACCGAUCAAAGUGAUUCAGAAUCAUUAUAUGAUGCCGUGACCAAUUCUAGACGAUCACCAUUUCUUCUGGAUCGUUUAAUAUUCGAAACAGAUUAUCCAUACCUUCCACCUCGAAAUCUUCAGCGCACAUAUGAUCCGACAUGUGCUCUACUGUAG
Molecule: messenger RNA, 447 nt
Organism: Rotaria sp. Silwood2
Lineage: Eukaryota; Metazoa; Rotifera; Eurotatoria; Philodinida; Philodinidae
Source: the annotation of a GenBank genome assembly